Sciurus carolinensis (gray squirrel) is the source of this 4551-nucleotide messenger RNA. It is a transcript of the gene Tbc1d9b, whose product is annotated as TBC1 domain family member 9B. Gene Ontology annotation, molecular function: calcium ion binding. The record is from RefSeq and is a predicted model, not a curated record. NCBI's taxonomy places the organism in Eukaryota, Metazoa, Chordata, Mammalia, Rodentia, Sciuridae.
CCCCGCCCGCUCUGCUCCGGCGCGGCGACGGCGGCGGGCGCUUCCGCCUCGCGGGCCCGGGCCGGGUGCGAGCGGCCCCCGCGAUGUGGCUGGGUCCCGAGGAGGUGCUGGUGGCCAACGCGCUGUGGGUGACGGAGCGGGCCAACCCCUUCUUCGUGCUGCAGCGGCGCCGGGGCCACGGCAAGGGCGGAGGCCUCACGGGUCUUCUCGUGGGCACCCUAGACGUGGUGCUGGAUUCCAGCGCCCGUGUGGCCCCUUACCGCAUCCUGCACCAGACCCAGGACUCGCAGGUCUACUGGACAGUGGCAUGCGGUUCUUCCCGUAAAGAGAUCACAAAACACUGGGAAUGGCUGGAAAACAACUUGCUACAGACACUGUCCAUCUUUGACAAUGAGGAAGAUAUCACCACUUUCGUCAAGGGCAAGAUACAUGGUAUCAUUGCAGAAGAGAACAAGAACUUGCAGCCCCAGGGAGAUGAGGACCCUGGAAAAUUCAAGGAGGCUGAGCUGAAGAUGCGGAAGCAAUUUGGGAUGCCUGAGGGUGAAAAGCUGGUUAACUACUACUCCUGCAGCUAUUGGAAGGGCCGAGUGCCCCGGCAGGGCUGGCUCUACCUGACUGUCAACCACCUGUGCUUCUACUCCUUCCUGCUGGGGAAGGAAGUGAGCCUUGUGGUACAGUGGGUGGACGUCACACGCCUAGAGAAGAAUGCUACCCUGCUCUUCCCUGAGAGCAUCCGCGUGGACACCCGGGACCAGGAGCUCUUCUUCUCCAUGUUCCUUAACAUCAGUGAGACCUUCAAGCUCAUGGAGCAGCUGGCCAACCUGGCGAUGCGGCAGCUGCUGGACAACAAGGGCUUUCUGGAGGACAAGGCCCUUCCCAGGCCCAUCCGGCCACACAGAAACAUCUCAGCUCUGAAGCGAGACCUAGAUGCCCGAGCCAAGAAUGAGUGUUACCGGGCCACAUUCCGGCUGCCCAGGGAUGAGCGACUGGAUGGCCACACAGGCUGCACCCUGUGGACACCAUUCAACAAGGUUCACAUUCCAGGCCAGAUGUUCAUCUCCAAUAACUAUAUCUGCUUUGCCAGCAAGGAGGAGGAUGCAUGCCAUCUCAUCAUACCCCUGAGGGAGGUGACCAUUGUUGAAAAAGCCGACAGCUCCAGCGUCCUGCCCAGCCCUCUGUCCAUAAGCACCAAGAGUAAAAUGACCUUCCUGUUUGCCAACCUAAAAGACCGAGAUUUCUUGGUUCAGAGGAUCUCCGACUUCCUCCAGAAAACACCAUCCAAGCACCCAGAUGGAAGAAAAGCCAAUGUUUUGGACCCAGAGUCUCUCCCAGCUUCUCAGGAGGUUCCAGAACUGCCCACCAGCCCAUCCUCUCCUCUCAGCAGCUACCAGAGUUUCACUGCACAGGAGGUACCAACUGCUUCCCAGGGCCUGCUCAAAGUCUUCCAGAGAAACUCUCCCAUGGAGGAACUUGGAGCCAAGGGGGCCAAAGAGAAGAUGAAGGAGGAGUCAUGGAACAUCCACUUUUUUGAGUAUGGACGUGGUAUGUGCAUGUAUCGCACGGCCAAAACACGGGAACUGGUCCUGAAGGGCAUCCCUGAGAGUCUCCGAGGAGAGCUUUGGCUCCUCUUCUCUGGGGCCUGGAAUGAGAUGGUGACCCACCCUGGCUACUAUACUGAGCUAGUGGAGAAGUCCAUGGGGAAGUACAGCCUGGCCACAGAGGAGAUUGAACGAGACCUCCACCGCUCCAUGCCUGAGCACCCUGCUUUCCAGAAUGAGCUUGGGAUCGCUGCUCUUCGUCGGGUGCUGACUGCAUAUGCUUUCCGAAACCCCACCAUCGGCUACUGCCAGGCAAUGAACAUCGUGACCUCAGUGCUCCUGCUCUAUGGCAGCGAGGAGGAGGCCUUCUGGCUCCUGGUGGCCCUCUGUGAGCGGAUGCUGCCCGACUACUAUGACACCAGGGUGGUGGGAGCCCUGGUGGACCAAGGCAUCUUUGAAGAGCUCACAAGGGAUGUCCUGCCUCGGCUGUCAGAGAAGAUGCAGGACCUGGGGGUGAUCUCCAGCAUCUCACUCUCCUGGUUCCUCACCCUCUUCCUCAGUGUCAUGCCUUUUGAGAGUGCCGUGGUCAUUGUUGACUGCUUCUUCUAUGAGGGCAUCAAGGUGAUCCUGCAGGUGGCCCUGGCCGUCCUGGAUGCCAACAUGGAGCAGCUGCUGGGCUGCAGUGAUGAGGGCGAGGCCAUGACCGUACUGGGCAGAUAUCUGGAUAAUGUGGUCAAUAAGCAGAGUGUCUCUCCUCCUAUUCCACACCUCCAUGCCCUACUGACCAGUGGAGACGACCCUCCUACAGAGGUGGACAUCUUUGACCUCCUAAAAGUAUCCUACGAGAAGUUCAGCAACCUGAGGGCCGACGACAUUGAACAGAUGCGGUUUAAGCAGAGACUGAAAGUGAUCCAAUCCUUGGAGGACACAGCCAAGAGGAGUGUGGUCCGAGCUAUACCAGGGGACAUUGGUUUCUCAAUCGAAGAGCUGGAGGAACUUUACAUGGUGUUUAAGGCCAAGCACCUGGCAAGUCAGUACUGGGGCAGUAACCACACAGCAGCCAUCCGCCGGGACCCCAGUCUGCCCUACCUGGAGCAGUACCGGAUCGAUGCAAGCCAGUUCCAGGAGCUCUUUGCCAGCCUGACACCAUGGGCCUGCGGCUCUCACACACCUGUACUGGCAGGCCGCAUGUUCCGGCUCCUGGACCAAAACAAGGACUCACUGAUCAACUUCAAGGAGUUCGUGACAGGGAUGAGCGGGAUGUACCAUGGGGACCUUACAGAGAAGCUCAAGGCACUGUACAAGCUGCACCUUCCCCCAGCUCUGAGCCCAGAGGAAGCCGAGUCAGCCCUGGAGGCCACCCAUUAUUUCACAGAAGACAGCUCCUCAGAAGCAUCUCCUCUGGCCUCAGAUCUGGAUCUUUUCCUGCCCUGGGAGGCUCAAGAAGUACCACCACAGGAAGAGCGAGAAGGAAGUGGAAAUGAGGAUGUUCGAGAAAAAAGAGGAGAGGAGAAGGGCACCAGCCCUCCAGACUACCGACACUACCUUCGAAUGUGGGCCAAGGAGAAAGAGGCUCAGAAGGAAACAAUUAAGGAUCUUCCCAAGAUGAACCAGGAACAGUUCAUUGAACUGUGCAAGACACUAUACAACAUGUUCAGCGAAGACCCCAUGGAGCAAGAUUUGUACCAUGCCAUCGCCACUGUGGCCAGCCUCCUCCUCCGCAUUGGCGAGGUAGGGAAGAAGUUCUCAACCCGGACAGGCAGAAAGCCCAGGGAUGGUGCCCACAGCGGGGAUCACAACAGUACCACAGAGGAGGAAGAGCCACCAGCACCUGAGCUCCAUCAGGCCAUACGGGAGCUUCAACUGCCAGCUGCAGGGGACCCCCAGGCCAAGGCUGGUGGAGACACCCACCUUGGGAAAGCACCACAAGAAAGCCAGCUGGUGGUAGAGGGGGGCAGCGGCGAGGGGCAGGGCUCACCCGCCCAGCUUCUGUCUGAUGAUGAAACCAAAGACGACAUAUCCAUGUCCUCGUACUGUGUCAGCACAGGCUCCCUGCAGUGUGAGGACCUUGCAGAUGACACAGUACUGGUGGGUGGAGAGUCCGCAGUCCCCAGCCGCCUCACGUGUUGGGGCACUGUGGACACAGACUGGUGCAUCUCCUUUGAGCAGAUCCUAGCCUCCAUUCUGACGGAGUCUGUAUUAGUGAACUUCUUUGAGAAGAGGGUUGACAUUGGACUCAAGAUCAAGGACCAAAAGAAGGUGGAGAGACAGUUCAGCACCUCUAGUGACCAUGAGCAGUCUGGGGUUUCGGGCUGACCUCUGCAGCCGCACUGCUGUUGGCUGAGGCCCUCAGAAGUAGGGGGCCAGCCUUGGUCUCCUCCUUCCCUUCCUGUUUUCUCCUUUCACCCCUCUCAUUCUCCCCAGAAGCAAUGAAUUGUAAACACAAAGGCCAAUGCAGACCCAGUUGCCUUAGACGCAUUCCCGGGCCUGUCCAUCCCAGUGCCCAGGAAAAGACUGGCCACUCCACCUCCUCUCUGCCUGGUGGGAACCCUCCUAGAGCCUGGCUGCCCCUCCUAGUGUUAGAGGCUCUCAGAUCUGCCCAUGCUUGCCUCACAUCCUCACAUCCCAUGCUGUGCUCAGGCCACACUGGGUCCCUCCAACCACAGCCAUCUUCAUACAGCUGUGUGGCCCAGACACCAACUCUGCCACUUGGCACCAGGUAGGAAGGUCGUAAACUUAUCAGGUUUCAAAGUGAUGGAACUUCCAAGUACUCUCUGGAGCCCUUAAGCCCGAACCUCCUGACUGGGGAACUCAGCAGAAAAGGUCUCUUGCAUAGUGGUGGGCGCAUUAACCUUACAUGCACUUUUGCUCUUUUGUCACCAUUAACUCUGAAAGCACAUCCUCAGGUCCUCAUCUGUUUCCUUGUAUUCAUUUCAGUUGUCUAAACAUCACACUGUGCUCAAUGCCUUAAUCCCUCAAAUAAAAAAAAAAAUAAAAUCCACUGCGUACAGUG